Molecule: messenger RNA, 1263 nt
Organism: Melanaphis sacchari
Lineage: Eukaryota; Metazoa; Arthropoda; Insecta; Hemiptera; Aphididae
Gene: Non2
Product: nucleolin
Exons: 6
Coding region: 269-1048 (259 amino acids)
Cellular component (GO): nucleus
Source: RefSeq, a predicted model, not a curated record
ACUGCAUCACCACCACCCCGCAACAUCAUUACGCACACUCACACAGAGCAGCACAACACACCGACGCUGCCGUCGUUCAUUUCGUAUAUCCGCUUAUUGGUUUUCGUACGCCGAAAUUUUCGUGAUUCGCCACUAGUGAAGUAACUAUCGAACGACUGCCGGUCAAACGUCCGACGCAAUUGUUUUUUGAUAAAUCUUUUUACAUUUUUCACACCGUCUCACGCGAGGCAACAGAAAACCAAUCGACGACGAAGCCGAUACAAUCAUCAUGUCCGACGUGUCCAAAGAAACGCUGAAGAAAGAGAUCGCCGCUCUUCUAAAAUCUGCAGAUUUAACAAAAACCUCUGCGAAAAAAAUAAGACAGGAACUCGAAAAAAAAUUAGACACAGAUCUUGAUGAUCGAAAAAAAGAAAUUGACACAUUAGUAAUGGAAGCAAUUAAAAAAGCUAAAGCUACCAAAAAGAACGGUAAAGGCGAUAGUGAUGAUGAGAAUGAUGAUGAUGAUGAUGAUGCAGAAAAUGACGAGGAAGAUGAAGAUGAUGAAGAAGAAGAAGAAGUGAAACCAGCCAAAAAGGUGGCUGCUCCUAAACGUAAGAAGGCUGAUAGCAGUGAUGAAAGUGCUGGUUCUGACGAUGAUGAUGGUGAUAAAAAUGACGGUGACUAUAGUCCUAAGAAAGGUACCCCCUCAAAAAAAAAGACCCCUGUUGCUAAACGAGGACGUAAGAAGAAGGAAGAUAGUGACAGUGAUGAGGACUGGAAAGGAGCCAAGAAGGGAGCAAAAAAAACUGGGACCAAACGAGGAGGUAAUAGUGGGUAUACAAAAUCAGUAACACUUAGUCCUGAACUUGCUUCUCUUAUGGGAUCUGAAGCUUUACCUCGUCACGAAGUUGUCAAAAAAAUGUGGGCAAUUAUCAAAGAGAGAAAUCUUUAUGAUCCAUCUAACAAACAAUACGCUAUUUGCGAUGAUGAUUUGAUGAAAGUUAUUGGAGUAAAACGUUUCAGAACUUUUGGUAUGAUGAAGUUCUUAAAGAAUCAUUUUAUAUCAUAACUGUGUUUUAAGUACUAGAAAAAAAAAUGUUUAUUGAAAUAUCCUACUUUCCCUCCCCCCAAUAUUUUCAUUUAUCUUAAAAUUAUGUUUACCCUUUGUGUUUCUUCGAUUUGUGGAAAUUCAUGGUAAUUUUUUUAUUAAUGAGAAACUGUUUCUCGAGUAUUAUAAUUUUUCAUUCCUAAAAAAAAAAAUUUUAAUUAAAUGGUCUUGACAUA